Arabidopsis thaliana (thale cress) is the source of this 1324-nucleotide messenger RNA. It is a transcript of the gene SDH3-1, whose product is annotated as succinate dehydrogenase 3-1. The transcript has 4 exons. Gene Ontology annotation, biological process: tricarboxylic acid cycle. Gene Ontology annotation, molecular function: succinate dehydrogenase activity; electron transfer activity. NCBI's taxonomy places the organism in Eukaryota, Viridiplantae, Streptophyta, Magnoliopsida, Brassicales, Brassicaceae. The coding region runs from base 114 to 755 and encodes 213 amino acids. The record is from RefSeq and is marked reviewed. Gene Ontology annotation, cellular component: membrane; mitochondrial inner membrane; mitochondrion.
UUUAUGAAAUAAUUAGGGCUGAUUUAAUCGAGAUCCCAUUUCUUUUGUUGGCUUACUUCUCUCGAAUUUACGCAGGAAGAUCAUUAGCAGAGAAUUCUCAUCUGAUUCAGUCCAUGGCUGCCACGGCUCUUUUCCGAUCGAUUCGCCGACGCGACGUCGUCUCCGCGCCUCUUUCCGUUUACAAAUCCCUUGCUGGUAAUGCUCAACCUUCCUGGGGUAGUUCAUACAUUGGUCAGAACUAUGCAAGUUUCUCCAGAGCUUUCGGGUCAAAACCUGUUGUGAAUGACAUUCUUGGUACUGGUUUGGGCACUAACAAUGCCAUUAGAGAGGAGAGAGAGAAGUCAAAAUCUACUGAAGCUGCAAUUGUUGGUGCUCAAUUGACUCGAUCUUUCCGUGCUCUUGAUGUGGGAACAUCGAAACGAUUGUUUUCUACAAUCUCAGGGGAUAUAAAGACAACACAGGAGGAACCAAAAAUCAAAAGCUUUCGCCCUUUAUCUCCUCACCUUUCUGUUUACCAGCCUCAGAUGAACUCCAUGCUAUCGAUUUUCAACAGAAUCUCAGGGGUUUACUUGACCGGUGUCACUUUCGCUGGCUACCUUCUCUACCUGAAGAUGGGUAUGAUCUGCCUCACCUACCCGAGUUUCUACCAAGUCCUUUACCAUACACAACAGCAACUUCCAGUCAUCACCUCGGUUACUGCAUUAGCCGCUAUUUAUCAUACUAUCAAGAGUACUCACUCACUCUUGACCCAUUAAAAACCUUUACCAAAGCUCUUUCGAUGAAGCCGCCAAAGUCUCCAGUAAGAGUUUCUUUGAGAUGAUUAAUAAGGAGACAAGAAAACAUUUGUUAAACUCUGUCUUGAAAAGGUAAAGAUUUAGCACCUGUUUCUUUGGAUUCGAGGCUUUUUUGGGGGUAUGUUUGUUGCUUUUCUUUGUUCUCAGACCUUUUUUGAAUGAUGUAAUAAAUGUUUACCAAAGUUCUGUUGCUACGUUACUCUUUUUGCUACAAGUUUUCUUCAUGAAAUUUGUCAACUUCAAUUUCAGGAAAAGAUGAGUUAAAAUAUUGUUUUAUUUGCAGUGAUGAUGUUUUAAUUUUUAAUGCAAUUUCUAUCAAUAACUUUAAUCAGGCUAAUUUUUGCGUUUGUUAAAAAAAUUAAAAAAUUUAAAACUCUAUGCGAGUCCUCCAAAUCGAAAAUGACUUGGGACCGGAGCUCUUAUCUCUAUAACUCCUGCGAUUCCUAUUCCAACUACGAACACAGAAUCUCCUCUUCUCUAUAUAAGUAACACUUUUGCAAUCACAAUCUCUUCGAUUCUCUUUGUACGCU